Messenger RNA from Penicillium subrubescens, 1418 nucleotides. RefSeq lists its product as uncharacterized. Bases 125 to 1216 code for a protein of 363 amino acids. Lineage: Eukaryota; Fungi; Ascomycota; Eurotiomycetes; Eurotiales; Aspergillaceae. The record is from RefSeq and is a predicted model, not a curated record. The transcript is spliced from 2 exons.
CCCUCUUCUUCCUAAUCAUUUUUUCGUCUCACCCCAUCUCACUCUCGUUUUCCCAUCUUUCUUUCCAUCUUCUCCAUCUCUUCCAUUUAAUUUUCUUUUAUAUUCUAUAACUGUUUAACCCAACAUGUCCUUCGUCACGGGCCAUCUUGUCCGUCGGGGCACGGAGCUUGCCUCCGCCCAAUUUAAGGACCCCGAGAAGCAGCCGGAGCAGAUCUCGGGCGCUCUCGCUGCCUGUCUGGCCUUGACCGUUUUGGUCUUUGGCUUUGCUAUGUGGGCUGUGGAAUAUACUUAUGGUGGUGUCGUGGCUACCCUUGCCGCCGUUGAGGACUCCAACCCGGAUGUCUACGUUCGCAUCGAUAACCCUCCCGAGGAGGACCCGACCAAGCCUUUCGACCCUAACGAGCCUGAGCUUGCCGCCGCUGCUCGUCCUCAGCCCGUCACCAGCAAGCUACGCACCACUAUCAAGCAUCUCCGUGCCCGUGCUGGCUUCUGGUCUCGUUUCCGUGGUCUGGCCAUGUAUCUGACCUAUGGAUUGGCUCGUGGCAUCAUCUCGAGUUUCCUCCCCUCCGGCUCCUUCAUCACUCAAUUUUUUGUGCAGUCCAUCCUCAGCGUCCUCCUGUCUACCUGGCAGAUGGCCUGGGUGCACAUUGUCAUCUCUGAGCCUUCCCCCAAGCGCUUCUACCAGCGUAUUCCUAGCUUCCGCACCUGGGUUAAGAUUGCCCCUGCUGCUGCUCUGGCCGAUGUCUUGACUGCCGCUGGUUUCUUCCUCCCCAUGGCCAUUGCCAGCUUUGCCGGUUGGCUCGAGUCCAACAAUGGCAACGAGUCCUCGAUGGUCGCUGCCUGCCGCUACCUGGUGGUGAUGGGUGUCCCUGCACUAUUCGCCUUCCUCAUUUCCAUCCCCGCUCGUGUCAUCUUCGUCCGUGUCGCGGCUUCCAUGCUGCCCGAGGAGGACGAGACCAUUGUUCCCUUCGACCGCUCAUUCGGUGGCAAGGUUCAGCCCCAGAUUGUCGGUGGCAGCGGCCAUAUUGGUCUGCUGGAUGCCUGGACCACCUUUGACUGGGCUGCUCGUGUUCGCUUUGCCAAGGUCAUUGGUAAGACCGUUGCCAUCGAGGUUGCCCUGGGUCUGUUGGCUGGUAUCUUGAUCUUUGUCCAGAUCAUCACCAUGGCCCCCAACGCUAUCAAGCACGAUGGCUCUGCUAAGCCUUCCCCUGCUUAGAUUAUAAAUCUGGAAUACCUGGAACUGUGGCCAUUUUUGGUUAUGGUGGACCCUAUAUUAUCUAGGAUAGCCCUCCUCGGGUCUGUCCUCGACUUACGAUCACACUCUCUCCUGAUGCCUCUCCCUUUCCAUUUCUUUACUGCAUUAUUUUGUCUAUAGCUCUUCGUUGGCAAUAAAUCAAACUAUUUGACCUGCUAUAUCA